AUGCCAGCUGCGCGCCCCCGUGCUUCGUUUGAACCGAUUCCUCCAGAUUUUGAUGUCCGCGCGUUUGUCGAAACUGCCGACAAUUUCCAAUAUGUUGACCGAAUUUCCUAUGAGAUGAUUGCAAGUAAUGGCGUGGAGCAAUUCGAGAAACUGGUGCUAUUGCAUGUUGUACUUGGUGGAAAACCACUGGUAAUUGACGGCUUCGAGGAGGUACUGGAUCCAUGGACCUUCACCCCAUCGUGGUUGCGCGACAAUCAUGGCGAUAAAGUCGAAAAUGCGUGCAACCUAUCUGCCAAGGAGAAUAUACCUCUCACGAUCAAGCAUUAUCUCAAACACAUGACGAAGCUCACAGAACAGUUCUUCGAAGCACCAGAGCGAUACCGUGACAAGAAACGCCAGCGAAUCUACCUGAAGGACAUUGAUUGUCCUCAAGUCUGGCACGACAAGUUGAAAGAGCACAUACCUUCCGGGUUAUUCUACCUCAAUGAUACCACCGGCGAAGUUGGAGGGCCAGGCGCGUUGUACGAGCCUGGAGGCCGUAAAGGCCGUGGUAUUGCACGUGCUGGUGAUCUUAUGAGCAGCCUCCCACCCGAGAUGCGCGCUGAGAAUCUGAUGUGCUAUAUUGGACAUGAAGGAACCUACACACCAGCGCAUCGGGAAAUGUGCGCAUCGCUGGGCCAGAACAUCAUGGUCAACGCUUCUGGGCAAAUAAGCGAAGAUGGCAAGCCAGAGCGUCCGGGCUCAUCCCUCUGGUUCAUGACGGAGACCAAGGAUCGCCACGUUGUGUCUGAAUAUUGGCUAUCUGUCUUGGGCCAUGACAUUGAAGUCGAAAACCAUUUUGCGCAACUCAUAGCCUGGAAAAAGGCGCCGUUCCGUACUUACGUCGUAGAGCAGCGACCUGGAGACUUCAUUCUCAUUCCCCCACUAGCACCACACCAGGUGUGGAACCGCGGCACUCGAACCAUGAAAAUCGCAUGGAAUCGCACCACCGUAGAAACUCUUGAACUCGCUUUGAACGAAGCAUUGCCUAGUUCACGAAUUGUAUGUCGUGACGAGCAGUACAAGAACAAGGCUAUUGUCUACUACACCUUACAGAAGUAUUCCGCACUAAUCAAAUCGGCUCGUGCUCAGGUUGAGGCAGGUGGUGAGCAGUCUAUCGCUAUUCAGCGAUCAUCAAAGAUUUCGAAAGUGCAGAAGGAUUUCAAGAAGCUCUUCGACCUCUACAAGACCAUUAUGCUUUCGGAAAUGUUCAAUCCAGACUCUCGCGAGCACACAGAGUUUUUACCGUAUGAUAGCUAUGUUACGUGCGCGUACUGUAGAUGCAACAUCUUCAACCGCUUCCUGAGUUGCAAAUCGUGCAAGAACCUGUUCAGCUCCGAGAUAGAAGAGCCAUACGACGUUUGCAUGGACUGCUAUUGCAUGGGUCGCAGUUGCGGAUGUCAGUCAGGCUAUACUUGGGUCGAACAGUGGAAGUGGAAGGAUCUGGUACACAAAUACGAAGAGUGGCGGGCUCAGAUCAUAGAUAUUGAUGGCCGUAUGACCGAGACAACACCGCUCCCACUGCAGGAGGAGCGUAGAUAUCUUGGCAAGAAGACAUUGGCCCAGGUGUGUCAAGAACAGCUCCGCGCGCGUCCGUUUGUCGACAUCAAGAAUCCACAACGAGAGGGAACAUCGGAGGACGAGGAACCUGUUGUAGACGAGUACGGCAUGGUCAAGAAGGUCACGAACAAGAAGUCGAAACAAUGGUUGAACAAGCACAAGUCCUGCCACUUUUGUCUCCAUCGACAUCCCACGUGGAAAAUGGCCUUUUGCACUAACUGCGAUUUAUCGUAUUGUUAUGGCACACUCUUCCGGGCCCACGACCUUAUGCCUAUAUCCAUCAUGGAAGAUCCCAACUGGAAAUGUCCCCACUGCAGGCGCGUCUGCAAUACCGGCGCAUGUCGACGCGACCCUAGACAACAUCCAUAUGAGCCCAAAGGUACCCUUCUCGGACAUGAUACCAAGAAGGUCGCAGACCCGCGCUCAGUGGAGUGUUUGGUUGAUUUCAGUGUUUCAAACCUCAAUUGGCUACGUGAGGAGGAAGGUAUUGCUCAGACUCCUAUGCAGCGGCGAAUGCAACAGGCCGAGAUGGAUAAGUUAGCUGAUCCCUCACUCGAUGCGCGCUUUAUAGAAGAAGAAAACGGCUUGACUCGAUAUGGCAUCACCUAUUCACCAGUAGAAGAUGCGAAUGGAAACAUCAACGAGUCAGGCGACGGUGUACUGGCAGGUCCAUUCAAUAACGAAGCCAAUAGCGGAUCAUACUAUCCUGGUCCCGACAUUGAUAGAGAGAUACCGCGACUAGGUCAAAAGCGAGGACUUGAUGAUGAAGACGAUGAUGAUGGCAACCACAGUCGCAGAAAGAAGAAACAGAAGAAAAAGAAAAAAGAUGCAGCCACGCAGCCGUUGCAACCUAAGAACGUAUCUGGUCAGCAGUAUCAGAAAGAGGUGGAGAGAAAACUCUUGGAGGAGGCUAAGCGUGAAGAUAGAGCCAUUCUAGUUGCUGCAAGAAUGAAGGGGAAGUCGAAGAUUGUCACGCUCUCAUUGAGUACAGGCCAUCUUCAGAUGCUCCGAGAUAGGCAGACGUCUGAACGUCCACAAGUUAUGCCGCAAAGGACGCCUGAAGAAGCUGAUAUGCUCGGGAACAUGCGGUCGAUCCUUCAAUCAGACGUAUUAUCGAAGCCUAAUGCUGAUAAAAGUAUCGCUGGUAAAGACAAGGAUGCAAAAACAUAUCGCGUGCGCGUGGAAGACGAUGGGGCUUACUCAACGCGAAAACGCAAUCCUGACUUAGGUGGUCCUGUCAGGCCCGGUAGACCACGUGGACACUUCGAGGAGAUUACGCUUGACUCUGACGAGGAGUUUGCGGAUGAAAACGAUGACAACGAUAUCGAGUAUACUUGCCGUUCACGUGGGCGAGCCUCCAAUUGGCUUGCGCGGAGAAAUGAGGGUGAAGAGGACCUUCCCACAGAAUUGCCUGCUGACUUCAGGGAUGGCGACGUUCGACCUAAUCGUGAGAAGGAUCGAGAACGGAAGCGCCAAUACAAUGAGCGAAGGAAGGCUAUGCCUCCCAAGCCGAAAGCCAGAAUUCGGCCUGUGAGUCGACCAGCAAAGGAGCCAGGUUAUAACAGCACUGGUGGCAUGUCUGACGAGGACGGCAUCCACGAGGAAGAUGACCACAACUCCGAAUCUAACCCAAUAGCACGGUACGCAGCAGCGGCUGCACUGGAAGCUCAACAGAAGGCUGAGGCUAAAGCUAAAGCCGAGGAAAAACGUGCUGCCGCUGUUGCUCACGAGGUCGAAGAGAAUUUGCGCACAAAGAUGGCCUUCGUCACGGAGUCUGAUGAAGAACGUCUCGACAUCAACAAAGUUCUUGGCAAUCUUUUCGACGGAGAUUCGGUCAUGGGCGAGGAGUUCUCGGAUGAUCAAGGCCCCCCGAUUGCUUCUGCAGGGCCACCACAAGUGUCCAAUUCGCUGCUCAAUAGGCCUGGCAUGGCUGGCAAGAGCAUUAAGAUUGUGGGGAGUACGAGCAAAACGUCGCCAGGCGGCCGCUUCACAAGUGUCAACAAGAAGGCUGUCUUGCAGGACAUAUCUGAAUCUGAGAGUGAGUUAGAUGUACUGGCGACUGCACCCAUACGCAAAAGGCCUGGCCGACCGCCUGGUGGAGGCCGAGGCCACGUUGUACCGACGAGAGGUAGAGAUACUCCAAAGCGUGGUCGAGGUCGUCCGAGGAAGACGACGUAG
Messenger RNA from Plenodomus lingam JN3, 3777 nucleotides. RefSeq lists its product as uncharacterized. Lineage: Eukaryota; Fungi; Ascomycota; Dothideomycetes; Pleosporales; Leptosphaeriaceae. Gene Ontology annotation, molecular function: sequence-specific DNA binding; 2-oxoglutarate-dependent dioxygenase activity. Gene Ontology annotation, cellular component: nucleus; cytoplasm. The record is from RefSeq and is a predicted model, not a curated record. Gene Ontology annotation, biological process: protein hydroxylation; positive regulation of translational termination.